Amoebophrya sp. A120 is the source of this 974-nucleotide messenger RNA. The record is from the annotation of a GenBank genome assembly. Lineage: Eukaryota; Dinophyceae; Syndiniales; Amoebophryaceae.
GGCGAAAUGAAAAAGCACGUUGCUGCUGCUUUUGAAGAGGAAGACCAACAAGACGCUUGAUCUUUAUAGUAGAGGUGUCAAGCGCAAGAAGUUUUACAUACCAAUGUACCGCGGUCUCGAUCUUCGAGCAUCAAAUGAAGAAAUAAAAUUAGGGGUUCUAUCAGUUUCACUACCUCGCUAUUGCUCACCUAAAUGUAUCGAACAUACUCAACGUACAGAUUUAUUUACAAUACGAUUCGGAAAGAUCUCACACGUUUCAGCGUUUGAACUGCGCUUUGCAAAUGCCACAUAUUUAUUUUCGCCGUUUCAAUCACGGCCGCGUCGGCGUCGAGCCUCGUUUAUUUCGCCCUGAUUUUUACGUUUUUAACCUCUUUACAGCAACUGUGUAUACGUAUCAUUUUUCCACCGACACGCACCUCCGACACGAAAGCGAGAUGAAGAAUCCUUUUUACCUUUUUUUAACCAACUUUUUAUCCACCCUGCUUGCUUCUUCAACACGAACUAAUCUAGUUCUUCCAGACCGACCCUGCCCGCUGACAAAUCAGCUAGGAAAACUCAAGCUGCGUACCCUGUUACUGAUACCCCUUAUUACCGCUUUUGGAACUUCCACAAAAUUGUUCACCAAACCUCCAAGCUAACCUGUUUUUCACCCGAGUGCCUUUUUUUAAUUACAGUGAAGUCCAAUUCUUCGUAUGUUCGAAAAUACCAUUACAACCACGCUCCUGCUGUUAACAACGUUUCGCAAUUUCCGGUCGUUUCAGUUCUCCACUUACGUAAACAGUACUAAUCUAUCUUCGCGAACACAUCACUUCCCCAAUGAGAGGACUCUACUUCGACACGGCAACAAAGUCAUGCAACAAGAUGCCCAUGUAGAAUGAAAAUAAGCAGGACAACAGUUUCCGUUUCCGCGAAUAAUUUGAUUUCUUUUCACCACUUUCUUGUGCUUCUAGCCUAGGAUUGACGCUUCCGCGAAG